Leguminivora glycinivorella is the source of this 1413-nucleotide messenger RNA. RefSeq lists its product as uncharacterized. Lineage: Eukaryota; Metazoa; Arthropoda; Insecta; Lepidoptera; Tortricidae. The coding region runs from base 7 to 1260 and encodes 417 amino acids. The transcript is spliced from 2 exons. The record is from RefSeq and is a predicted model, not a curated record.
GCAAGAAUGUCUCUAGACGUCAAUAUUAGUGAACCUGAAGAAUUUAACUGCCAAGAACUACACACUUCUAUUGAAAAAGCCGCUCUUAUCAAAGGAAUAAAGGAUUUCAAAUAUCAUGUAGAUACUAUUAGUGGAAAAGGAGACAACUACAUCGCAAAUUUAUUUAGAGUGAUCAUUAAAAAUACUGAAGAUGAAACAAAUAGUGUUAAUGUUAUUGUGAAAACACUUAUAAAUACAGCAAGACAAGAAACAUUUAGUGAAUUGCACAAACGAGAAGUCAAAGUUUAUAAUAAAGUUUUACCCAUGUUUAAUCGAAUACAAGAAGUUAUUAAUGACGAUGACAGAGUGAUAUUUCCAGAUUGUUUAUUAUCGAGUUUUGAAGAAGAACAAGAGAUUUUGAUACUUGAAGAUAUGCAAGAUAAAGGUUAUGCAAUGAGUGAUAAGGUGGCUAAAUUUGAGUCAUUAUCUUUUGAAGAAAUCGAAACAAUAUUAAAGGAGUUAGCAAAGUUUCAUGCACUCUCUUUGAUUGGUCAAAAAAAAGAGCCCGAAGAAUUUAAAAAGUUACAGAGUAAGUUUAAAGAUUUGAUGUUUGAUAACAGAUUUCUGAACAAAAGCAAUUUGAGAAAGUAUUUCGUGGAUUCUUUUGAGAUGUCAUUAAAAGUUGUUGAGGAUGUGGAACUCAAGAAAGUAUUAGAACAAAUAGGAACGCGACUAAUAGACUUGUUAAGACUGUAUACUUCGCCAAAGAAGUUUAAUGUAUUAUGCCAUGGUGACUGCUGGGUUAAUAAUGUGCUGUUUAAAAAGACGGAAGACGGAGAUCGACUAUGCUUUCUAGACUUCCAGGCGUUACGAAACGCUAAUCCAGCCACCGACGUUCUACAUUUCCUGUACCUAUGCACCAACUCCAACUUCAGAUCGCAACAUUUAGAAAACCUCUUAGACGCAUAUUACGAAAGUUUCCAAACAUUCUCCAAUUUAUUCAACGUAGAUGCAAGUUUAAUCUAUCCGAAGGAGGAUUUUUACGAGGAUGUGAGGGGAAGUUUGCCUUUCGGGUUCUUGAUAGCUUUCAUAGAGUUGAGGAUAGUCUCGUGUACAGCAGAGGAUAUUGAUUUUUUGAGAGGCUCCAAUCUUUCGCUGAAUACUUUGUCAACGAAUGACAAUGAGCUGUUUAAAAUUAGGAUCAAUGAUGUGGUAAAAGAAGCGUCGAAUAACGGUACUAUAGAGAGGUUGAUCGAUGAAAUGUCUAGGUUUAGUUAUUAAACAUGAUUUUGUUCAGUAUUUUAUAGUUUAGUAGCUUUUACCCGCGGCUUCGCUCGUCUUAACCCUUAAAUGCAUAUUGUUGCCAUUUGGCAACAAUGUAUGUAUAUUUUGUAUAUUUUGUAUGUAUGUAUGUAUAUUUAGCUAGUUUAUAGC